Messenger RNA from Nelumbo nucifera (sacred lotus), 841 nucleotides. RefSeq names its product small ribosomal subunit protein eS17-like. Gene Ontology annotation, molecular function: structural constituent of ribosome. Gene Ontology annotation, biological process: translation. The record is from RefSeq and is a predicted model, not a curated record. NCBI's taxonomy places the organism in Eukaryota, Viridiplantae, Streptophyta, Magnoliopsida, Proteales, Nelumbonaceae. Gene Ontology annotation, cellular component: ribosome.
UGGAUGAUAUCUCUCUCCCGCCUCCCUGUAGAAACACUAGAUACGAGCAAAACCCUAAACCUUUUUACUCCUGCAGAGUGCAGCCGCGGCCGCUCUUCCUGUCUUAAUCUUUUCGGAUUGCAGGUAAGCUGCUGCGACUAAUCUACCGAGGGUUGCAAUGGGUCGCGUUCGCACCAAAACCGUGAAGAAAUCCUCCCGGCAGGUGAUCGAGAGGUACUACUCUCGGAUGACCUUGGACUUCCACACCAACAAGAAGAUGUUGGAGGAGGUCGCCAUCAUUCCCUCGAAGCGCCUGCGCAACAAGAUCGCCGGAUUCUGUACCCACCUCAUGAAGCGAAUCCAGAGAGGCCCUGUUCGUGGAAUCUCUUUGAAGCUCCAAGAAGAAGAGCGCGAGCGGCGUAUGGACUUCGUGCCUGAGGAGUCCGCCAUUAAGACCGAUGUCAUCGAGGUCGACAAGGAGACGAUGGACAUGCUUGCUGCCCUUGGAAUGGCUGACCUACCCGGCGUCGUCAAGCAGGCUGAGCCGGCUCUCCCUCCUCCCGCUUUCGGUAGGGGCGGUGCUGCUGGUGGGGCUGCACGGAGAUAUUGAAGUGUUAAACGUGAAUGGGUUGAGCGGGAAAUGAGGUUAGUGUUAUUUGUAGUUGGCGGACCUGUUUUUGGCUUCAUUUGAGGUGGUUGCCACUGUUAUUUUAGUUUUGAAUCUGAGAUUAAAGGUAGUAUACGGUUAAUUUUAGACUUGUAUAAGGACAACAUUUGAAGUUUUGCUGCUUCUCGUUUUCUUAAAUUUCAUUCGAAUGAAAAAGUAAUGUCGACCAUCUUAUGGAUAAUGGUUUUUGUCUUC